Messenger RNA from Symbiodinium sp. CCMP2592, 1587 nucleotides. The record is from the annotation of a GenBank genome assembly. NCBI's taxonomy places the organism in Eukaryota, Dinophyceae, Suessiales, Symbiodiniaceae.
AUGAUGCUCCGCCAUGUUUGGUGCAUGUUGGUCCCGCUGCUCCAUUUGAGGCAGAGCUCGGGAGAGGCAAACUCGGUCAUCGAGAAGCUGAUCAGCGCUCACUACCCAUCACAAUACGUGGUGCAAAGACUUAGGCAGGGGCAGCUGAUCUCCAUUGACGGCCGGCUUGAUGAAGAAGCUUGGGCAGAGGUACCAUGGCUGGACAAGUUCAUGGACCUUGCUGGCCCACGCCACGGCAGUGUGAGGACAGACUGGCAAGAAGCAUCACGGGACUAUGCGAGGCGUCUUACUGGAUCACCGAAUCCAACCCGAGUGAAGCUCCGCUGGGACGAGGACUUCUUGUACGUUGGAGCAGAGCUACUCUCGAAGCACGUGGCUGCUUCUGUGGAGGGCCACUGCGACAAUCUCCACAGCAGUGUGUGGAAGGCAACCCCAGUACUGCCCUAUUUCGACGAUGACUUCGAGGUUUUCAUAGAUCCAUCUCAAAGCAACUACUUCUAUGUGGAGUUCGAGAUGAAUGCCAGGAACGCAACUUAUGACACUCUUUGGUCUCUGCCCCAGGCCGGCCUGGGUUCAGUCGCACCUGAGUGUGCCCUAUGCUGCAACACCACUUGGAAUGCAGGCAAAGGUCUGUGCGACCAUGACGCCGAGAAGGAAGGCGGGUCGUGGACAAUGGAGAUGUUUGCAGACGCUGCACGUCCCGGCGAUGGGAUGUUGUCUGCAACGACGAACACGACGGAUGGCUGGACGCUGGAAAUUCGGUUUCCCAUUCUUUCGAGCCCCUUGCAUGGAGGCUUGCUGAAUCGACCUGCCUCGCAGCACCUGCCGUAUUCUUCGGUGGAGAGCUUGCACCCAGUUCAGGGCCAGAGGUUCUGGUGGGCAACGUUUGCGAAUGCACUGCAUCUGGGCUGGUGGAGCAAGCUCACAACUUCCGACACCCAGCAUCCCGAGUUCAUCAAGUGGCUCUGUGAAGAAGUCAUCCGCGAAGAUGAGCGAAGAUACGGCUUCUCCCAGUUUCUGGUGGACGCCAACAACGCGGCACCCACCUGCUACUACGAGGCGGCGUCACAAAACCUCGGUGGCCACCAGUACAUGCACAAUCCAGACCAGUUUGGUUACUUGCAGUUCGCGAAUGCUACCGCCCCAAUCUGCAGCAAUGUCUGCUGGCUGGCUCGUUUCGUGCUCGCGCAGAUCUACCAGGCGGAGGUACACUAUCUGAUGACAGCCGGCCAGGGCAGCUUCACCUCGAAGAUCGGGGACCUGUUGUCGGUGGCAACGUGCGACAUUUCCAACGCUUGCAAUGUGACCACCCUGCUGGAUGCUCUCAACUAUGUGGACAUCAGCAUCUAUGCGGCUGAUGGCAAGAGGACUGGCGAGUGUGUGCGCUACGCAAUUCCGGGGGUGCAGAACUCCAGCUCCACCGGUGGACCAUGCUUCACGGCUUUCGUGACCUACACCAUACGCAGCAAGGGCGAUCCAACCAAGACCAAGAACAUCGAGGCAUCCAUCAAUGAGGCCCGAUUGAUGUCGCAGCCAGAAGUGGGCCAGAGGCCGGGAACUCGAGAACAUCGACAAAAUAGAGCAUAG